Messenger RNA from Etheostoma cragini (Arkansas darter), 1505 nucleotides. RefSeq names its product claudin-8-like. The record is from RefSeq and is a predicted model, not a curated record. Gene Ontology annotation, molecular function: structural molecule activity. Gene Ontology annotation, biological process: bicellular tight junction assembly; cell adhesion. Bases 240 to 1307 code for a protein of 355 amino acids. Lineage: Eukaryota; Metazoa; Chordata; Actinopteri; Perciformes; Percidae. The transcript has a single exon. Gene Ontology annotation, cellular component: bicellular tight junction; plasma membrane.
CAAAAUAAGCAGGAGUCCUUUUUACCCCUAUUGCCCUGAGCCAACCAGGUGACAGCAAACCAUAUUUACCAUAACAAACAACCUGUCCAGCAUACAAACUGCGUCAGAUGAGAACAUCCUCACAGCCUUGGAAUCAUCUCUGCCUCCGAUUUUGAGAAGUUGUACUGAACCACCAGAAUUUGUAGUCAGGCUAAACAAAUUUUGAAUUUGGAUACAGCUGAACUCUUGUAGACUGCACAAUGGUUCAAGGUGUAUCAGAGAUAGCGGCAAUGUGUGUCGGCCUGAUUGGGCUGAUCGGCGCGGCGGCUACUACAGGGAUGCCCAUGUGGAAGGUGACUGCUUUCAUUGGGGAAAACAUAAUUGUGAUGGAAACCCGCUGGGAAGGUUUGUGGAUGAACUGCUACAGACAAGCCAACAUCAGGAUGCAGUGUAAGGUGUACGACUCUCUGCUGUACCUGCCCUCGGAGCUACCGGCAGCCAGGGGUCUGAUGUGCUGUUCUCUAGCCUUGUCAGCUGUGGGGCUCCUUGUGGCUCUGGCAGGAAUGCGGUGUACAUCCUGUAUACAGGACAACGAUUGGGCUAAGACCACCAUUCUGAUGGUUGCAGGUGGUAUGCAGCUCAUAGCCUGCAUCUGUGUCUUUAUCCCCGUCUCAUGGACAGGUCAUGUUAUAAUCAGGGAUUUUUACAAUCCUUUGCUAAUUGAUGCCCAGAGAAGGGAGCUGGGAGAGGCUCUCUACAUCGGUUGGGUGACAGGGGGCUUCCUUUUUGCCUCAGCCGUGUUGUUCCUCUGCCGCCGUAUUCCCUCAGUGAAAGACUCAUUCGACAUGUACCGGCAAGCCAAAUUGCUUGGUUAUCAGCCAGCACCCAGCAAGACAACUCUAAUGAGUUAUCAUCCCAUCUCACGUGUUUCCAGCCUUCAUUCUACUGCAUACCAUCCUUCUCUGCAACAACUUACGACGCCACUUCAAAACGUUCCUCAAGUAAUGACAAAUGACGGAGCACAAAUCAACCAUCCGGUUGUCUAUAACCCCUGUCUGCCUGAAAAUUCAUCAUCUUAUGUGGGUAGCACGGCUUACCAUUACACCACGCAGAGUUCUGAUCAUUUUGGGAGCCUGUAUACGCCCGGCAACUCCGUGUACCUAAGGCAAAACACCACACCCUAUUCACCAACUUAUUUAGGCAAUCCUACUGCGUCCGACAAGUCCAGUUUGGACCUGGUUCCACACACUCCUGUUUUCAUAGGCUAUGAAGAAUCAAGGAUACAACCCAAGUCAAAGAGUAGGAGCAGUGCUGGUGUAUACAUAUAAACUAAAAUCAUGUGUUUUUUUUAGCUGGUUAAAGUUAAAGACACAAAGCAGUAUGCUUAGGUAGUAUAUCAUCACAAGCUCAUUUUAACUGCUGUACAUGUACCAGAAUAUUAGGUUUUCUCUGCUUAUAUGACGAUUAGUGUGUUCCAUUAAAAAAUCAUUGUAAUUUGAAUUUUGCAAAAGACUAUAUAUGGGUUG